CGCUUUAGGGUGACUUAGACUUGGGGCACGUCGAGUUAUCUUUCCUUCCCCGACGUUUCGUGCCUAUCUAUCCUUGGUUGUCGGCUCCAGCACGACUAGAAAAGGGCCUUAUCUGUGAACGACUACUAUAAUAGUGUUUCCAGCAGAACCCAACCCCUCUCGAACACCUUUACUGACCUUUACUACUUACCUACCUUUGUGUUUCCUUUCCAUAACUGGAACAAAUUCAAUAUCUUCACAAAAUUGACUUGCUCCUGUCUUCUUUUUUAACUUCUUAUCAUCUUUUGUGUCUGCCCAUCCAUUUCUUAGCAAGACUCAUGUAUUAAUUGCCGUUUGUUUCUGGCAUGGAACAGAUCCGGAUUCCUUCCCCGUCCUCUAUUCUGGACCCUCUUCCCACUGUUGCUUCUGCUGGGCGUUCCAAAGUACCCGCCUCCACUCAGAAGGGAGCAUCAGCGCAGACCGCUACAUUUGUUGCUGCUAACAAACCUAAGCAGUCAAAAAGCCGUAAUGGUUGUAUCACCUGCAAGACAAAACGACUCAAAUGCGACGAAUCAAAGCCUACCUGUCUUCAAUGCAAGAAACGAAAUGUGGAAUGUGGAGGAUAUAAGAGAGAUUUUAAAUGGCGCCCCUUUGGAGAAAGCAGUGUUCCUGCUAGAAACACUGUUCCAAAAGGCAAGAAAGUUACCUCAUCUCCUACUACAGGGAAGCCUACCCUACACAAUUUCAUGACAGCUCAUACUCAGCACGGUGGUAUAAAGCCUCCCUCAUUGGAUACAAAUGAGUCACUUUGUUCUCAACAAAGCUCUCCGCGUAAUAUUCCUUCCCGUCGUUCAAGCCGUUCUUCGGCUACGCAGAAAGAUCUGUCAGCGUCAAUGGACCAGCUGCUUGGAUACUCCUUUCCAGAGAGCCUCAACGAAGAUGACCUUGUACCACAGCUGGCAGAGAUUACACCACCAGAUCAGUCUCCGUGGUUAUCAGACUUGCUAUUUUCUUCCACAACAAAUCGUGAGCACGCUGCCUUCAUAGGAACCAUGCCUGAAGCCCCACACGGAAAUGAAAUCUUUAGCUUUGAAGCCUUGCUCGAGGGGGAUGGCGAUGAAAUUGAGGAAAUUACACGGCUUCCUGAUAGAGCUAUAGGAGCUGAGAUAUUCGACUUCUCUGAAAUGACCAUGUCCCCGCAUACUGAACAAACGAAUGUGGCACCUAGCCUGUCUAGAGAGCCUGUAUUUAGCGCAGAAAGUCCUGAAAUGUUGGUCCUGCAUUUCGAUAGAUCUACUUGCGGAAUACUAUCUGUGAAAGAUGGUAUUCACGAAAAUCCAUGGCGCACCCUAGUGUGGCCGUUAGCUAAGGACACCCCUGCUUUGCACCACGCAAUCUUCGCGUUAGCCGCCUUCCAUUCAAGCAAGGAAAAUCCAUCAUUACGUGUUCAUGGAGUGAAUCACAUGCGUCAGAGCAUCACCUGUAUGGUGCAAGAUAUCCAAAGUAUGAGAGCUGAUUCUGCAUUGGCCACAAGUCUAGCACUUGCUUUUGCAGAUACUUGGGACCAGCACACGCGAACGUGCAUUCAACACCUCCGGGGUGCAAAAGCGUUGGUAUCUCAGGUUGUAGAAUUUGGGCUACAAGGAGGGGUCUUUGGGGGUGAUCUCAGCAGGGUUCGGUUUCUGUAUAACACUUGGCAAUAUAUGGAUGUUAUUGCUCGUUUGACUUCUCGUGAGGAGAAUGGAGAGCGGGAAUUCGAUGCCCCUUUUUUGCAGCUCCCUGAUAAUACCGUGCAUGAAAUUGACCCUUUGAUGGGCUGUGCUACCACUCUUUUCCCACUGAUCAACCAGGUUGCCCGGCUAAUCCAACGAGUCCGCCAAACCGAAUCCAACUCAAUAUCCCUCAUCUCCCAAGCUAUCGAGCUGAAGCGAUUGGUAGAGCAGUGGGAACCGUCGGAUUGGUUUGAGCCUCCGGAGGAUCCAACCUCCGAAGUACAGCACAGUAUUCAGACCGCGCAUGCGUAUCGUUGGGCUACUCUGUUGUAUCUUUAUCAGGCAGUUCCCGAGAUGCCUUCAGAACCAGCGUCAGUGUUAGCAAAACGGGUUUUAAUUCUUCUUGCCACCGUGCCCCCUAGUUCUCGUACGACGAUCAUCCAGAUGUUUCCCCUUCUAGUCGCUGGUUGCGAAACAGAUCAAGAGGAGGAUCGGAAUUGGGUGCUCAUUCGCUGGAGUGCAAUCCAGUCCCGACUAAUGCUAGGAUCUAUUGAUCGAUGUAUCGAAGUAGUUCGGGAGGUCUGGGCUCGUCGAGAUGCGAACGAAGUCGAAAAGCAGCGGCGGCAGCAACUCCGAGGAGUCAGCCGCUCCGGAAAUCCUGUUGCAGAGGCGCUUGGGAAAGACCGGGUUUUCUACAGCGGUCGAGGUAUGGUAGCUUCUUCCCGACGGAGAUCCGCAGUGUCUUCUUUGGAGAAUAUUGAAUUCGACAGGACGGUGCGAGGGAGAUCGCAUUGGGUUUAUGUAAUGCAAGAAUGGGGUUGGGAAGUAUUCCUAGGGUAAGAGCAUCAUUUACCAAGUCGAAAUGCGGAAUCUUCCUUGGUAGCUAGCUUUUUAACACCAACGCGGUUAUUCUUUCCGCCACCUGCACAAGUCCUCUCAGGUUGAGAAUUUCGAAAAGGCUGGCGAGCCAUAUGGGGCGUGAUCCCUUUGAGUUCAGUUUCGGAUUCAGACGCAAGAGGGCUAUCCUCCAAGUACAUGCGAAGCGAAGCCAAAUACGGCUCCAGAUCACUUGUGAUUG
Aspergillus ochraceoroseus IBT 24754 is the source of this 2769-nucleotide messenger RNA. Its product is annotated as Zn(II)2Cys6 transcription factor. Lineage: Eukaryota; Fungi; Ascomycota; Eurotiomycetes; Eurotiales; Aspergillaceae. Gene Ontology annotation, molecular function: DNA-binding transcription factor activity, RNA polymerase II-specific; transcription cis-regulatory region binding; zinc ion binding. The record is from RefSeq and is a predicted model, not a curated record. The transcript is spliced from 4 exons. The coding region runs from base 345 to 2531 and encodes 728 amino acids. Gene Ontology annotation, cellular component: nucleus. Gene Ontology annotation, biological process: positive regulation of transcription by RNA polymerase II.